Westerdykella ornata is the source of this 2184-nucleotide messenger RNA. Its product is annotated as NOL1/NOP2/sun family putative RNA met. Gene Ontology annotation, molecular function: rRNA (cytosine-C5-)-methyltransferase activity; RNA binding. NCBI's taxonomy places the organism in Eukaryota, Fungi, Ascomycota, Dothideomycetes, Pleosporales, Sporormiaceae. Gene Ontology annotation, cellular component: nucleolus. The record is from RefSeq and is a predicted model, not a curated record. The transcript has 2 exons. Bases 1 to 2184 code for a protein of 727 amino acids. Gene Ontology annotation, biological process: rRNA base methylation; maturation of LSU-rRNA.
AUGGCACCCCGGAAAGGCCCCAGCAAUCGUAUGAAAAAGCAGGGCAUCCCGCCCCCGCUGGACGAAUCGCUCGUGACGCGGAAACGUAAAGAUGCGCCAGCUGCGCCUGUGGAGGAGAGGGGGAAGAAGAGGAGGACGGAGAGCAAGGCAGUGAAACCUGUUGCCGCUGCACAGAAUAACAGUGUCAAGAAGAAUAAGGAGAAGGGAAAGCCCGCGAAUGCGAAGAAGAAGCCUGCACCACCUCCGCCUGCUUCGGACGAGGAGAUUUCGAGCGAUGAGGAUGGGGUCGAUGAUCCCGAUGUCAUGGAUGAUAAUCUUGGAGAUGUGAAUGUUACGGGGUUGGAUGCGCUGGGCAGCGCAUCGGAAAGCGAAGAGUUGGACGAUGAUGAAUUUGGAGAUUCCGGGUCGGAUGUUGUGGAUUCGGACACUGAGAACACGGGACGGAAAGCGGCGAUGUGGUCCGACGAUGAGGAUGAAGAAGAUAUUGAAGAGAAGCUCACAGCGGCAAAUAUUGAGGGUUUGUCACGGAAGCUGGAUAUGCAGAAGGCGAUUGAAGAGGCGGAGGCACAGGCGGAAUUGGAAGAAGCUGCAAUGCAAACUAAUAUUGCGGGAGAUAAGCCGAAGAUAUUGGAUGAUGAAGAGGAGGGAGGCAGGCGCAUAACGAAUCUCGACACGACGCAGGACUUGCAACUCUUGCGCACGAGACUGAACGACACCAUACGGGUGCUGGAGGAUUUCAAGAACUUAGCUGAGGAGGGUCGGUCAAGAGUAGAGUAUAGAGCACAGAUGUUGAAGGAUGUCUGCUCGUACUAUGGCUACUCGGAGUUCCUGGCUGACAAGCUCCUGAAUCUGUUCCCUCCCCGCGAAGCAUUCGCCUUCUUUGAGGCUAAUGAGACACCCCGACCCAUUGUCAUCCGCACGAAUACUCUCCGCACACAUCGUAGAGAAUUGGCACAAACCCUGAUAAACCGUGGCGUACAACUGGAACCCAUCGGCAAGUGGUCUAAGGUCGGUCUGCAAAUUUUCGAGUCGCAGGUCCCUCUCGGUGCUACACCUGAAUACCUCGCUGGUCACUAUAUCCUCCAAGCCGCAUCCUCCUUCCUCCCCGUCAUGGCUCUGGCACCGCAGGAAAAUGAACGCAUUCUCGACAUGGCCGCUGCCCCUGGUGGUAAAACUACCCAUAUUGCCGCGUUGAUGAAGAACACUGGCUGCAUCUUCGCAAACGAUAGCAACAAGGAUCGUGCCAAAGGUCUGAUUGGCAACAUCCACCGUCUGGGCUGCAAAAACACCAUUGUAUGUAACUACUCCGCCCUCGAGUUCCCCAAGGUUAUGGGCGGCUUUGACAGAGUUCUGCUUGAUGCUCCGUGCUCAGGCACUGGUGUCAUUGCAAAGGAUGCCAGCAUCAAGACGAAUAAGACCGAGGCCGAUUUCAUAAAACUACCGCAUCUCCAGAAGCAGUUGAUCCUGUCGGCGAUUGACUCUGUCGACCAUGCAAGCAAGACGGGAGGCUACAUCGUGUACAGUACCUGCUCGGUUACUGUGGAGGAGAACGAGCAGGUGGUCCAGUAUGCGCUGAAUAAGCGGCCGAAUGUGAAGCUUGUUGAGACGGGUUUGACGUUUGGUAAGGAGGGCUUCACAAGGUACAUGGGAAAGAUAUUCCAUCCGUCAUUGAAACUGACGAGGAGAUAUUACCCUCAUGCCUAUAACGUGGACGGCUUCUUUAUUGCCAAAUUUAAGAAGAUCGGGCCCACGCCUCCCAACGCUGUGGGUGUAGCCAAUGCCACUCGUCAUGGAAAGGCGGCUACAAACGGCGCAGUUGAAGAGGAGAUCGUCGACAAGACUCCUAUCGUUGAAGAUGGAGAGAAGGACGACGACGAUUUUGGCGGUUGGGACGACGAAGAGGAUCAGAAGCUCAUUGAGCGUGCUCAGAGAAGCGAGCUCAGGAGAAAGGGGAAGAAUCCCAAAGCGGUGCUUGGUGCGAAGGCGGCGAAGGCCGCAAAGCCAGAAAAGAAGGCAGAUGAGAAGAGUGAGGAGAAGGACCGCGUUAGCGAGAAGAACGAUAAGCAAGAUGGCAAGGUCGACUCCGCGGCUAAGACUGAGGCUAAGGCCAACGGUGUCAGUGCGAAGUCGAAAGAGGCCGAAUCCAAGUCGAGGAGAAAAAGCGGAGGGAAGAAGGAGAAGUAG